Messenger RNA from Pseudomassariella vexata, 318 nucleotides. RefSeq lists its product as uncharacterized. The record is from RefSeq and is a predicted model, not a curated record. The transcript has 4 exons. Gene Ontology annotation, molecular function: RNA binding. NCBI's taxonomy places the organism in Eukaryota, Fungi, Ascomycota, Sordariomycetes, Amphisphaeriales, Pseudomassariaceae. Gene Ontology annotation, biological process: mRNA splicing, via spliceosome; P-body assembly. Gene Ontology annotation, cellular component: P-body; catalytic step 2 spliceosome; U6 snRNP. Bases 1 to 318 code for a protein of 105 amino acids.
AUGUCUGAGGGCGAAGAAGGACCCGCGUCGGAGCCGCUGGAUCUCGUGCGCUUGUGUUUGAACGAGGAGGUCUAUGUGAAGUUGCGAGGCGACAGGGAGCUUAAGGGCCGCUUACAUGCCUAUGACAGCCACAUGAACUUGGUGUUGAGUGAUGUUGAGGAGACCAUUUACGUUGUAGAUGACGAGGAAAACGACGAGGGCGAUGAGAAGAUCAGGGUUGAGGACGACCAGGAGAUCAAGUCCGUUACGAAGAAGUCGGAGAUGCUCUUCGUUCGAGGCGAUAGUGUUGUUCUCGUUUCGCCCAUCGAGAAAUCUUGA